AUGUUGCCACUGUGCAGACGCCUCCUGCCCCUGCUGCUCCUUCUGUACAUUAUCCUGACCAGCGUACCAUGCGCACGAAGCGAAGAUGUUUGUAAAGGCGCAGAGGAAACCUUGAGCAAAUUCUGGGAUACCAUAGACAAGGCAAAGCAUGGAGAUGUCAUCUUAAUAAACAUAAAAAAUUACUACUGCCCAGCAUGCAAUCGGUACAUCGAUGUGUGGAAUAAACUGGAAGAGGAAAUAUCAAAUUAUGAGAGUAAUGUCUCUCUGUUUGUGUUUGACUGCUCAUGCCACUUGUUUGUACCGUACUGCAGAUUUUUUAAGGUUCUUUAUUUCCCCACCUUUCGGCUCCUCUACCCAGUGUAUGAUUACAUGGACAGUAAAGGUGCCGAGUAUAAAUACAUAGCUCCCAAAACAGAAAUGGCCAAUCGACAGUACAACAAAGAGUUGCUUCUUGCCUACAGGGAAGUGGACCGAGUGAAUAACCUUGCAGAGUUCCAAAGAAUGAUUCAGACGCAUUUGUGCAAAAAUGUUAACUUUAAUCACAUCGAUUUGAAAUCCUGUUACGCCGAUGUCGCAACAGUGGAAGAGUCCCCUGAGUAUGCCAUGUUUAUAUCCUCCACCAAUGGGCUCAUAGGGGAAAUCACAGGAAAAGAAGGUGCUAGUGCAAAUCGAAUGGUUGUCGAAAGAUGGCAGGGGACGACCUUUACUAGGGAUGACCUAAAGCACGACAUUGUAAGGGGUAUGCUGUUCACUUUGAAGAAGCACAUUUCAUUAGGGUUAGAUGUGGACAAAUCUACGGUGGAACCUUUUCUCGUUAUGAUACAGAUCGUUUCGGAUAUGUAUCCUGAACUGGCCCAGUGGCUAGGCGACCUUCGUGAGAAGCUGACCUCGCAGAGGUACCCCCUCCGAUAUGAGCAGUGGUCCAAGGUUGUCGACGAGAUUGCAGGGAUGGGGGUCAGCACCACGGUUGGAAGCGCCUUUGGGAUCGAUGCCCGCGCCCCCCUCAGCAAUGAAACCGGUCUGGAGAGCCUUCUCGGUGACACCCCCUGGAGCGAGCCUAAAUUCAAAGUGUGCGAAGAGAACUCCGUCCUCUGCUCCUACUGGCUGCUCUUCCACAAAAUAUCGGUGCACUGUCUCAUGUGGGACAAGGAAAGGUACCACUUCUACAUCAACGCAUUAACGGACUACGUAAGAAAGUAUCUGAACUGCGAAAGUUGCAUACAGCACUUUGUCACCGCACAGGAGUCAUGCUACUAUGGAUUUUGUAACAUGCACUCAGCCGAAUCAUUCGUCAUCUUCCUAUGGAGAAUACACAAUGCAGUUACCUUGCGAUCUAUGUACGAAUCGAUAAUUCAAGAGACACAAGUGCAGGGAGGGCAACCCGAACUCACAGAUGGUAAAACGGAAAGGAAGACAAAAUUUCUCAACCGAGAUCUGGCCUUCCCUCCGGAGAAGCACUGUAAGUUCUGUAGAAGUGGCAUUGGCUUUACAAGAAUUACUCCACCGUUUAUUGCGAAUGCGUUGAAACAGAAAUCGAUUAGUGACGGAGAUUUUGAUGCCAUCGAUGGGUUCAGCGUCCAGCAGGUUUUAAACCACCUCGUUAAGGUGUACUCCUAG
This is a messenger RNA of Plasmodium inui San Antonio 1, 1617 nucleotides long. RefSeq lists its product as hypothetical. Gene Ontology annotation, molecular function: protein disulfide isomerase activity; flavin-dependent sulfhydryl oxidase activity. The record is from RefSeq and is a predicted model, not a curated record. Gene Ontology annotation, cellular component: Golgi membrane. Gene Ontology annotation, biological process: protein folding. The transcript has a single exon. Bases 1 to 1617 code for a protein of 538 amino acids. Lineage: Eukaryota; Apicomplexa; Aconoidasida; Haemosporida; Plasmodiidae.